Molecule: messenger RNA, 1724 nt
Organism: Hevea brasiliensis (rubber tree)
Lineage: Eukaryota; Viridiplantae; Streptophyta; Magnoliopsida; Malpighiales; Euphorbiaceae
Product: non-specific phospholipase C3
Exons: 4
Coding region: 81-1640 (519 amino acids)
Biological process (GO): phospholipid catabolic process
Molecular function (GO): hydrolase activity, acting on ester bonds
Source: RefSeq, a predicted model, not a curated record
GUAUGUCAAUAAAACACAUAAUAGCAGUAGAGUAGUCAUCUCCUCGCAACCAAAGCAACACCCUCCAAGAACCACCAAAAAUGGCUGCUGAGAGCUCCUCCGCCGCCCCACGAGAAUACCCCAUCAAAACGGUGGUGGUUCUGGUCCAAGAAAACCGUUCAUUCGAUCACAUGCUAGGCUGGCUGAAGACUCUCAACCCAGAAAUCGAUGGCGUAACAGGAUCCGAAUCCAACCCCAUCUCCACCUCCGACUCCAACUCAUCCCUCAUCUUCUACGGAGACAACGCUGUAUACGUCGACCCUGAUCCUGGCCACUCCAUCGAAGCCAUUUACGAGCAGGUGUUCGGUGUUGAAUGGACAGAAGCCGCACUUACUAGCGAGAACACUCUGACACCGAAAAUGAAUGGGUUCGCUCAGAACGCGGAGCGUAUUAAGCAGGGAAUGGCGAAGACAGUAAUGAACGGAUUUAAACCGGAGGCCCUACCGGUUUAUAAGGAGUUGGCGAUGAAUUUCGCAAUAUGUGAUCGGUGGUUUGCUUCAAUUCCGUCUUUGACGCAGCCGAAUAGGUUGUACGUGCAUUCUGCUACUUCGCAUGGGGCGACGAGUAAUGACACAAAGUUGCUGGCAGAAGGGUAUCCGCAGAAGACCAUAUUUGAGUCGAUUGAUGAGUCUGGUUUUACCUUUGGGAUUUAUUAUCAACACCCUCCUUCUACUCUGUUCUACAGGAAUCUUAGAAAGUUGAAGUACCUGAAGAACUUCCACCAGUUUGAUCUGCACUUUAAGAAGCACUGUGAGGAAGGGAAGCUACCAAACUAUGUGGUGAUUGAACCAAGGUAUUUCGACCUUUUAAACAUACCUGCAAACGAUGACCAUCCUUCACACAAUGUCUCUGAAGGCCAGAAAUUUGGGAAAGAAGUCUAUGAAGCUCUGAGAGCUAGCCCCCAGUGGAAUGAAAUGCUCUUCAUAAUCAUAUAUGAUGAAAAUGGUGGUUACUUUGAUCAUGUUCCAACUCCUGUAACAGGGGUCCCUAGUCCUGAUGAUAUUGUUGGUCCUGCUCCAUAUUUCUUCAAGUUUGAUCGCCUCGGUGUCAGGGUUCCAGCCUUUCUAAUAUCUCCUUGGAUUGAACCUGGAACAGUACUACACGAACCUUCAGGACCAGAACCUACAUCACAGUAUGAACAUUCCUCCAUCGCAGCAACAGUUAAAAAACUUUUCAAUCUAAAAGAGUUUCUGACCAAGCGGGAUGCAUGGGCCGGCACUUUUGAGGGUGUUUUGACUAGAACUAGCCCAAGAACAGAUUGUCCAGUUACAUUGCCAGAACCUGUGAGACUGCGCGAAUUUAACGCGAAUGAAGAGGCAAAUCUUAGUGAAUUCCAAGAAGAACUAGUACAAAUGGCAGCAGUAUUGAACGGAGAUCAUAAGAAUGACAUUUAUCCUCAAAGACUUGUGGAGGGCAUGACAGUUUCACAAGCUGCAAAGUAUGUAGAGAAUGCCUACAAGAAAUUCUGUGAAGAAUGUGAGAAAGCCAGGGAAAGUGGAGUAGAUGAAUCCGAGGUCAUUGUUUUACCCAAGCUACCUACCAACACAACCUCCAAGUCUUUCAUUGAGAAGUUGUUUUCUUGCUUGAUCUGUGAUAAUUGACACUUCAAUUAUUUCAUUGAAUAUUUUCCAAAUCGAGUAUUUUCGCUGGUCUAGUCAUUUGAGUAAAUGUUCAGUUUGCAUUAA